Messenger RNA from Musca domestica (house fly), 1618 nucleotides. Its product is annotated as DNA polymerase delta subunit 2. Gene Ontology annotation, cellular component: delta DNA polymerase complex. Bases 296 to 1573 code for a protein of 425 amino acids. Gene Ontology annotation, molecular function: DNA binding. Gene Ontology annotation, biological process: DNA replication; DNA strand elongation involved in DNA replication. Lineage: Eukaryota; Metazoa; Arthropoda; Insecta; Diptera; Muscidae. The record is from RefSeq and is a predicted model, not a curated record. The transcript has a single exon.
AUUGGCGUCGUAUAAGAAAACAUAUAAAAAUCUACUACUUAUUUUUGACAAAACAUUUUAAAAACAUAUCAAUCUAUCUUCCACCAUAAAAAGAACAAGCAUUGGUUAAUUAUCGAUGGUUUAAAAAUAUAUAACAUGUGAACCACCCUACACAGAAGAACAUUGCGAAUUCUUGCCGCCGCAAAAAAAAUCGUUCCGCUUUGUCGUUUGUCUUGGCGGUUUAUAAAGGUAAACAAAACUACUCAUAGGCAUACCUUUGGAAGGACGGUUAAUAUCCAAAUCCAAAUAAAUAGAAAUGUCCGCCCACAAGUAUGAGAAUCUCUCACAGAAAUUCCUGGUAAAAUCGUUCGAUUACCAAAGGCAAUUCUUCCAUUUGUAUUCGCAUCGAUUGACAGAAAUGUCUGCGUUGCUAGCCAAACGGGCUGAGGAACAUUGGGGUAAGUCUGUGCCCAUCAAGAAACUCUGUGAUCUACGCGAAGAAGAUGAAGAAGAAUGCAUUAUUAUUGGUACAAUUUACAAACAUCAGGAACAUAAGCCAAGUAUAUUGAAGGAAAUAUCGGAGGAGAAUCAAUUAGCACCACAACCGGCUAGACAACAUUAUUCCGAUCCUGAAGAUAAAGUAAUAUUGGAAGAUGAGUUGCAACGUGUACGUCUACAUGGUAAGGUACGGUGUGAAGAAAUGGCCACUGGCGUUGUUUGUGCCGUUAUGGGCUUAAUUGAAGAAGACGGUCGUUUCGAUGUCCAGGACAUUCUAUUUUAUGAAGGAGGUAUCCAAAGACCAUUGCCAAAGAAGGGGAAAAACCGUCUGCUUGUUUUAUUAUCCGGUUUAGAUCAAGUUAAUUCCCAUAAUUUUGUUGAUUCAUUGAAUCUUUUUCAAUAUUGGCUACGCGGUAGUUUACUCAAGGCUGGAGAACCGAGAAAGAUGCGUGUUAUAAUUGCUGGAAAUUCAGUAAAAAGUAGCGAAGAAAAACGCUUGCCUUCCUUACAGUCUCGACCCAAUGAAUCCAAAGAUGUUGUCGAUGCCAUGCAUGCAUUAGACGAAUGGUUUGCAGCUUGGUCUAGUUCCAUAAAUCUUGAUGUUAUGCCUGGCGCCUAUGAUCCAGCAAAUUUUAUGAUGCCACAACAACCAUUCCACAGCUGCAUGUUUCCCAAGGCUGCCAAGCAUGAAAACUUUCAAAGUGUUUCAAAUCCUUAUGUUUGUUCAGUGGACGAUGCCCUUGUUAUGGGUACUGCUGGCCAGAAUGUUAAUGACAUGUUAAGGAAUACUGGUCUCGAGAAACCAUUGGAAGCCUUACGUUGCACACUUAAAUGGGGUCACUUAGCUCCCACGGCUCCCGACACAUUGGCAUGUUAUCCAUAUUUGGAUUGUGAUCCUUUUGUUAUUAGAGACUGUCCACAUGUCUAUUUUGUCGGUAAUUGUGACGAGUUUUCGACUCAGCUCCAUGAAGGUUCACAAGGCCAGAAAACCCGAUUGGUGUGUGUGCCAAGAUUUGCCGAAACCCAAAGUAUUGUUGUGGUGAAUUUGGAAAAUCUAGAUUGCCAUGAAGUUUGUUUUGAUUGUAAUGGCGAGUAAAAUAUGAGAAAAUAAAUAAAAAAAUAUUGUUUUACUUAAAUGUAA